This is a messenger RNA of Aaosphaeria arxii CBS 175.79, 1310 nucleotides long. Its product is annotated as imidazoleglycerol-phosphate dehydratase-like protein. Bases 203 to 913 code for a protein of 236 amino acids. The record is from RefSeq and is a predicted model, not a curated record. Lineage: Eukaryota; Fungi; Ascomycota; Dothideomycetes; Pleosporales. Gene Ontology annotation, molecular function: imidazoleglycerol-phosphate dehydratase activity. The transcript has 2 exons. Gene Ontology annotation, biological process: L-histidine biosynthetic process.
CGUCACUUAAUUACUCGGAAAGUACGUAGAUUGGAUUUGGGACGGUUCUUUUUCUUUUGGCGGAACAGAGUGGCGGAUCAAUUUGUAUUCUGACAACAACAACAAUUGCGACCGACUACACCCUCGAAAAACCUCUCAAGCAGACAGACUUACUCAUACAAAUACACGCACUGUCACAUCUCCAGCAUCACCACCGCCCACCAUGCCCCGCUCCGCAACCCUCAACCGCGAUACCAACGAGACCAAGAUUCAAAUCUCCCUCAAUAUCGACGGCGGCGAGCUUCUGCCCUUCGAGCAAUCAGACUUUUGGGACAAGAUCGAUGCUGCCAACAAUGCCGCAUCCACCAAUGGCGAGGUGAAAGACCACGCCGCGCAAGCUUCCAAGUCGCAAACCAUCAACGUCGACACCGGCAUCGGCUUCCUCGACCACAUGCUGCAUGCACUUGCAAAACACGGAGGUUGGAGCUUGAGGAUCAGGUGUAAAGGCGAUUUGCACAUCGACGACCACCACACCGCCGAAGACACCUGCCUCGCACUCGGCACCGCCUUCAAGAACUCCCUCGCCAACUCCACAGGCCUCACCCGCUUCGGCUACGCCUACGCACCCCUCGACGAGGCCCUCUCCCGCGCCGUCAUCGACCUCUCCAACCGCCCCUACUUCGCCUCUAACAUGGACACUUGCUUCCGCCGCGAGAAGGUCGGCGACCUCAGCACCGAGAUGAUCGGCCACUGCCUCGCAAGCUUCGCGCAGAACGCCGCCGUCACGCUGCACGUCGACGUCUUGAAGGGCGAGAACGACCACCACAGGGCGGAGAGCGCGUUCAAGGCCCUGGCGAUCGCGAUCAGGCAGGCUACUACUGUUGUGCAGAAGUGGGAGGGCGAGGUCAGGAGUACUAAGGGUGUUUUGUAUUGAACGAGUGACGAAUGUUGGUAGAUUCGAUAUUGAAUGUCAAGGGUUAAGAAAUACUAUUGUUGUCGACUACGUUCGUAGUGGCAAUGCAAUGGAUGACGGUGUUCUGUUUAGACGGUACUAUAUCAAUCAUAGAAAAAAUGAUCUUAUUCAAAACGAUAUGGAAGGAAUGAAUGGUUACAUUGUCCGAUGAGUUCCGUGACUCACGUAUAAGAUCAUCAGGGAAGCAUGGGAAAGUUCAGGCGGAUAACGGAAUUGGUAUUGUCAGGCUUAUUUAUAUACAGAAUCUUUCUUUUCUAUUCCUUUCCUCUGGGGUCGGAACUCCCUGUUGGUUGGAUAUUUCCAUCCUUCUAAUUCCGUCCCUCCAAGAACCCAUUGAUGAAGUUCUUGGGUAGAUGGG